AUGACCACUCAGUCCACCCUGCCUCGAUCAUCGAGCCAAGCAAGCGACGCACCGACUGGCACCCUGUCUUCGCUUCCCCCUCGAAAAUUGAAACCGUUAUCUACCGUCUCAGAUGCCCAAAGAAGCGCGUCGCCAUCACCCUCCAAGCUUCGUCCUCCCGCAAGGCCUUCGUUAGGCGGAAACGGCUCCAUGCGUUCCAUCUCGGGCACAACAACACCAAACGGAACCGACAAAAGUUUGCGAAGAUCUGUCAGCAUAGCAGCCUUCCCUCAACCCCCAAAGUCGAGCGGCAGAUUAUCAAUGGCCUCGAUAUCAAGUUCGACUUCGCAUGUUCCGUCGACGGCGCGCAGUACCCCCGACAUUACCAAGUCAGCUACAAUCAAACCCAGAAAACAGUCAAGACUCAGUUCAGCAACCACUGCAAGCAAUCGUAGCUCAAAAGCGGUUUCCCUUCUCGAUCAUGGCGGCGACGGAAAGACGGUCUUAAACGCGGCAGUCAGCAGGGACUCGGAAGGUCAAUUCAGUAUCUCCUCCCCGCCACACAGUAGAAGCUCGUCAGCGCAGGGUUCGUAUUCAACGAGCGCGACGACAUUUGAUGAUAACGAGGAGACGGAACAUGACUCCAAGGAUGCCUUGGGAGCGGGCAAAAGGGGCGCCCGACCAAAAGAAGCAAAAGGCAAUGUCAUCGUUAGUGUGCGAGUACGACCGGAUACUGGCGCAAACGAAAACUCGCGCGCAGAAGGAGAGUGGAUGGUCGAUGGUCGAAGGUCAUUGAUUUCUUUUCGAGGAAAAGAGAGCUACGACUAUCUUUAUGAUAAUGUUUUUACCGCGCAUGACAACAACUCGAAAGUUUACGAUUCAUCAGCCAAGCGACUGGUCCGGAGAGUCAUGGAAGGCUACCAUGGAACUGUUUUUGCAUAUGGAAUGACAGGAACCGGAAAGACAUUCUCGAUGCAAGGAACUGCCUCCUCUCCCGGUGUUAUCCCGUUAGCGAUCACCGACAUCUUUUCAUAUAUUCGCGAAACCCCACAUCGAGAGUUCCUGCUUCGUGUCAGUUAUUUGGAAAUCUACAAUGAGAAGAUCCACGAUCUACUUUCAGCUUCGAGUGCGGGCGCAACUGGUCCCAAUGCGCCUCCACAAGAAGAAAUCAAGUUGCGCGAAGAUAGCAAGAGAGGUGUCUAUGCUACCCCUUUGAAGGAGGAAAUCGUGCAAAGUCCAACCCAACUUCUUCGUGUCAUUGCGCGCGGAGAUCAUGCGCGUAGAACUGGCAGUACGCAGUUUAAUGCACGGAGUUCUCGAAGUCAUGCUGUUGUCCAAAUUGUGGUUGAGAGUCGUGAGCGAGUACCCAAUGGUAAUUCGACCCAAGACAAGCGGUCUGCCGUGGGCCCAGGAGGUGUACGAGUCUCAACUCUAAGUCUUAUCGAUCUUGCUGGUUCUGAGCGUGCUGCAGAGAAUAAAGAGAGGCGGACAGAAGGUGCUCACAUCAAUAAGAGCUUGCUUACUUUGGGAACCGUUAUUGCGAGACUUUCAGAGAGCAAGGAGAAAUCGGCCAGCGCUGCCGAUAAGGAAGGCAAGCAUCUACCUUACCGUGAUAGUAAAUUGACAAGGCUACUACAGCCAGCAUUGUCGGGAAAUUCGCUCGUUAGCAUUCUCUGUACUAUUCAGAUAGGCGCAUCCGGCAGCGCUGCCCCUGCCAACACGCACACGAAUGAAACACUCAACACUUUGAAGUUCGCUGCCAGAGCAAAGAACAAUAUUGUCAGUCAUGCCAAACGAGCAGAAGAGGCGUAUGGAGGAAAUGGUGAUGGCGGAAGUAGAGUGCUGCUGGAACGAUAUCGAAUGGAAAUCCAGACUCUGCGUGCUCAAUUGGAAACGCAGAGCAAAACCCAGGCAGAAAACGACAUUAAGAUGGAGGAAGACCGAAUGGAGAAGGAAGCUGAGGCUCGCCACGAAGAACAAAUGCUCGAGAUGCAAUUGGCUCGGACCGCUCUCAAGGAGCGAAUCGAACAUUUGAAUCGACUCAUUCUUUCGUCCAAAUCUACUGGGGUCAAUAGCCAUAGUGGCACAGCGGCUUUUGAUCGAUUGUCAACCAUGUCCGGGGUAAAUGACACGCGUACACGGUCAUUAUACUCUUCAUCGAGUCAAUCGACCCUUGGUGCGAAUUCGCUGCGACGGACGGUGUCACAACAGUCUCUGCACAGCACUGACCCCGGCAGCGCAUAUCAAUUUCGACGUUCGUCAAUGGUGCCGGACGAGGAUGAUGAUACCGUCGGUGAAUUUGGUGACGGAAAUGCUAGUCUGCAGAUGCAGUUGACUGCGUUACAAGCCGAUUUGGCAGAUAAGAACCGGUACAUAUCCACACUCGAACGACGACUCCUUCAAGCGAGGCGGUCAAGUCAUUCGAGGAUGUCAAUGGGUUUGUCACAGUUGAAGAACGGCGAUGAUGUCGACAUGAUGGCGCUGUUACGUGAAAAGGACAUGGAGAUUUCUGAGCUGCGUAUCCAAUUAGACGACAAAGACCGGAUGCUCACUGCUCUUCGUUCAGCAGCUCGCCAGCGAGACGUUGCUCAAAUGACCAUUGAUAUCCCAGGACAGGACAAACGAACUAUUGGGCAUCAGAGUAACGGGAGCAAUGCAAGUUCACUUGCCAGUCCCCUAAGUGCCAGCAGUCCGGUCAACACCCUUUCACUCGCCAGUAUUUCAGAACGAGAGGUCAAUCCGAACAGGAAGAGUGUGGACGAGGUGUCUCGCAUGCUUGAUGAGAUGAUACAAGACCGUGUUGAGCAGGGUCAUCUGAACAAGACUUCUCGUCGAAGCCUGUUGUUUGCGAAUGGAACAAACAAUCAACCAGACCCGAUCUCACCCAAACCGCCUGCAAUCAGCGUUCCCGACCCGCAAACUUCCAUUGUUGAGGUGCCAGAGGAUGUAUAA
This is a messenger RNA of Talaromyces marneffei, 2931 nucleotides long. RefSeq lists its product as uncharacterized. NCBI's taxonomy places the organism in Eukaryota, Fungi, Ascomycota, Eurotiomycetes, Eurotiales, Trichocomaceae. The transcript has 2 exons. Gene Ontology annotation, biological process: microtubule-based movement. The record is from RefSeq and is a predicted model, not a curated record. Gene Ontology annotation, molecular function: microtubule binding; microtubule motor activity; ATP binding. The coding region runs from base 1 to 2931 and encodes 976 amino acids.